AUGAUUAUUACUGUUAAUAGUAAUAAUCGUUGUAGUACAAAAUCUCAAAAUUAUGUAUAUAUUCUAUUUAUUUCAAUUUUAUUAUUAGUUUCAAGUUGCUCUGUUGAAGCGACUUUCAAUGAAACCGAAUGUAAAACUCUCCAAGGUGAUGGAACACAACAAGUAACUGCAGAAAUGUUUAAUUUUACAAUAUCUUCACAAAUUGUUUUAUCAAAUAUGGAUACAAGUGGAGACCAAUUUUUUAUUUAUAAAUUACCUUCAAGUGCCAGUAAACUAUCAUGUGACCAUUGUAAUAUUCAAACCCUCGAAACUACAACUCUUCAUUUCAGAGGAGUCAGAACUUUAUCAAUUUUAAACAAUCCAAUUUCAGGAAAAAUUUAUACUUCUUCAGUGGGAUCAGUUUCCGAUUUGGAUUAUCGAGCAUUUGAUACAUCUUUUAUUAGAGAAUUAUAUUGGGUGCUAAAUAUGGGAAUAAACAAUGUAUUACCAUUAUCUAUAAAGGGUUACAUAUCAGGUUUACCAGAUGGAACCACCCUUACAACAACAAAUUUUUACUCACUAAAUUUUCAAUUGGGUUUAAAUUUCAAUCAGUCCAGUUUUGAAAAUUUAAGAACUAUAUCUACUAUAGCUACUCUGAUUUUAAAUGAUACCAAAGUUCAACCAAAUGUUCAAAUAGAUUUUCCAUUUGCCGAUGUACACCCAACCAUUAAUACAAUUCAACUUUAUAAUUUAGACCUAGUUGCACCAACUGCUUAUUUUAAUUUAUCGACAAUGAAAAGUCUAAUGCAAUUUACUAUUUCCAACUCUCCAAAUUACAACAUCAAUGGUGAAAUUCCAUUUUCAGCUUUUGGUCAAUCUCUAACUUAUAUUAUACUUUCUGGUAUAGGUAUCACAAAGCCUCUUUCACCAAAUGUUCCAAUAUCAAAUACAUUGAAUAUUUUUACACUUAGUAAAAAUUUACUAGCUGGAACGCCACCAAUUUAUCCACAAGCAAAUUUAUUGGAUUACAGUAAUAAUAAGUUUUCUGGUUUAAUCCCAAAAGAAUACUGUCACUACAAUUUCAAUCUAUCAUAUAACCUGAUGACCGGGGAGCUUCCAACAUGUGUUACCUGCCAUCUUUAUAGCAAACUAGUCAAGAGCAUGAUUGUUGGAAAUCAAUUUUCAAACUAUAGGGAUAAUUGGACACCAAGCCAAUAUCCACCUUGCACAACUAUAAAAAUACAAACAGCAUUACUAUAUGAUAAAUCAACAUUGACUAUCUAUGGUACAGAUAUUGGAUGGGAAAAUGCCUUUGCAACAAAAUCACCAAAGACAACGAUCAUUAAUGAAGUUCCUAAUGAAAGAUUAGGUGGACCUAUUUGGAGUAUGUUGUAUGUAGAUAGAUAUAUAAAUGUUAGUUUCCCAUCUGCAAACAACAUUAGUAUUUCAGCACCUCUUACGCUUCAGGGUGCCCAGAUUUCUAAUAUAAGUGUUUAUACAGCUGGAAAUUAUGGAAUUAGCUUUUUCAUGUUGGGUAGAGGAUUUGGUGAUAAUACUUCAAGAAUCGCAAUGGCACUAGGUCACUACCGAUGUGAAGUUGAGCAAGCGCUCAGUGCAGCUGCAGGUUGUACUGUCUACGAUGUAAACAUUCCAGAUGAUACUUAUAUCUUUCAAAUUACAAUACUCACACCCGCCAAUACUAUUAUAACUACCAACUAUACAUAUAUCUAUAGAAGAAGUAAUGCAUCAACUACUUGUCCAUCCAAAGGUGGAAAUACCAGUGUUAAAUUCGAUGCCGAAUGUGCCAGUACCAAUAUCAAUGCUAUCGGCAGUAAUACACUCAACUAUCUAACGAUAGAGAAAAAUGGCAAGACACUGCAGGGUCGUUUCAUCGAUAGGAUGCUCUCUGACGGUCGUCCAACGUUUAUCACCACGGAGAUUGUCAAGCAAACCGAGAAUGAAGUAAUGAAAUUCUAUAUCAAAUUUACAAAGAGUGGAAUACUAAUUGUAAAGAAAGCAUCACAAGAAGAUGAUGAUCCCAAUUCCACAUCAAAAUUAGAAAGAAUUAAUGCCUAA
Messenger RNA from Heterostelium album PN500, 2055 nucleotides. RefSeq lists its product as uncharacterized. The record is from RefSeq and is a predicted model, not a curated record. Lineage: Eukaryota; Evosea; Eumycetozoa; Acytosteliales; Acytosteliaceae. Bases 1 to 2055 code for a protein of 684 amino acids. The transcript has 15 exons.